This is a messenger RNA of Didymodactylos carnosus, 440 nucleotides long. The record is from the annotation of a GenBank genome assembly. NCBI's taxonomy places the organism in Eukaryota, Metazoa, Rotifera, Eurotatoria, Philodinida, Philodinidae.
AUGCGGCGGGAUGGACCAUUAUCAGUACAAUUGCUCAAAAAACUACUAGAGGGAGUGUGUGAUGGUCGCACUUCCUUUCCACAAUUUCAUCCGUCACUUAUUAUAAUUGAUACAAUUGUCAAUGGUCAAUCAAUUCACGCAAUGGUUGAUACGGGGGCUACUACAUCCUUCAUUUCACAAGCUGAACUUGAUAAUAUUAUGCAUCCACCAAUUCAACCGUUAAACAUUCAGUUGCCUGAUGCUUUUGUUGAAAUAAAAGAUUUCUCAUUUUAUAUGUGCAUUUAUAAUCCUCAUAAACAUGUCCAUGAUAAGAUGCAUGAUAAGAAAUAAGAAACUAGAAAUAAAAGCGAUAGAAGAACAGAUAAGUUUUUAUCGUAACAGAAUAAGCAUCGCUAAUCCUCGUUAUCUAGAUCACAUAGACAUUAUCCUUGCCAAUCUCG